AUGGCAAAUUCAUUACGUCGAAAUUCAUUUUCUGAAAUACCAUUAAUUACAUCUCAUUGUCGACGAUGUCAACUUGAUAUUGAAUCUGAUCCACAAUGUAAUGGACGUACAAGAAUAUUAUGUCCAUUUUGUGGAGAAUUUCUUAUUCGACCAAAUUUACCAAAUAUUCAACAAUUAAAACAAGAUAUUCAGAGACGAACAAGAGAUGAUAAUAUUAAUAAUGGUUUAAGUCUUCGUUCACGUUUUAGUCGAACAUUUAAUCGAAUAAUUUUACGAAGACAAAAUAUUAUUAAUAAUAAUGGAACAACAAUAAAUCAUAGACGAGAUAAAAACAUUACAAAUGUUAAACUACCAUCAAUUGAAAAUAAACAACAAACAAAUGAAAAAACAAGUAAAGAAAACCUGACUUCAUUGUCAUUACCAAUAAUAGCAACAACAGCACCUAUAUCAUCAAUUAAUAUUUAUGAUUGUGAAAGUUUCCAACGUUUGAUAAAUGACGAAAGUCCUGAUAAUGAUAAAAUAUUUGCUUUUUUCUCAAUGUUUUAUUCAAAUUUCGUUUAUAUGAUAGAAUCAUUAACAUUGAAUGAUAAUACAAAACAAAUAAAUUGGAAAUAUCUUGAAAUAAUUCAUGAAUAUAUUAUAAAAAAUACUGAUACAAUAUCUCGAUUAGUACUUAAAACAAUUGCAUCAUGUUGUAUACGAGAAGUUCGUUUUUGUUUUUCAAAUCAUAAUCAACAAUUUAGUUCAUCUGAAUACAUUUUCAAAGGUUAUACCAUUCUUAUACUGGCACCUGUUUUCGAUGAUUCAUCAAAUAAUCAUAUUUUUGCUCAUGUAUUACGUCGUAUUUCACAUUUUGUUGAUCAUGAACAUCAAGAAAUAGUUUCACUUUUACAAACAUUACCAGUUGAUAUGUUUCGAUCAACUGUUCAUCGUUUACAAACAUUUGUUGCUAUAAAUCUUUUUCCAUCACGUUUAAAUAAUUCAACAUCAACAUUUGUUAAUGGUUGGUGGAUUCCAUGUGCUAUUCGAACAUUAGCAUUAUUUAAUGUAGCUAAUGAACAAUUAAAUCGAAAUUUGAUGAAUUAUAAUGAAUUUAUUAUUGAUUUACUUGAUGAUAUUGAUAUUGAAUUUGAAUAUCAUCUUUGGUUAAAAAGAUCAACAGGGUUAAAUGGUCGUAUAAUACCUUUGGCCGAAAUGGCAAUAGAUUCAUUAAAUUAUAUUGAUGGAGAACGUGAUUAUGUUGAAUGGAAACAACGGAAAUCACGUGGAAUAAUUGGCGGUUUUACAUUUUGUCAAUAUCCAUUUGUAUUAAGUAUUAAUGCUAAACGUACUAUAUUAAAACGUGAUUCUGAACAACAAAUGAUUAUUAAUGCUCGUCGUAGUAUGAUACAAAAAUUUCAAAAUAAACAAACACCAAAUUUAAACAUGCUUUUUUUAAAUCUUUACAUUCGACGAUCACAUUUAGUUCUUGAUUCUCUUACUGAAGUUACAAAAAAACGUGAUGAUUUAAAGAAAAAAUUACGUGUAACAUUUGUUGGUGAACAUGGUCUUGAUAUGGGUGGUUUAACAAAAGAAUGGUUUCUUCUAUUACUUCGAGACAUAUUUUUACCUGAUUAUGGAAUGUUUGUAUUUUAUGAAUUAUCCGGUGUUUUUUGGUUUAAUGGUACAUCAACUGAUAAUAUUCGAGAAUAUAAUUUAGUUGGUAUAUUAAUGGGUCUAGCAGUUUAUAAUGCAAUUAUUCUUGAUAUACGUUUUCCAUUGGUUUGUUAUAAAAAAUUAUUAACACCUGCAUUUAUAACAGAACAUAUGACAAAUUUAUCAAAAACUAAAGUUGGAAUUAUUAAACCAACAUUAGCAGAUUUUCGAACAAUUCGACCUGAUAUUGCUAAUAGUCUUCAAUAUUUACUUGAUUAUGAUGGAAAUGUUGAAGAAGAUUUUGGUCUUACUUUUGAAGUUUCAGUGGCUCAAUAUGAUACAUCAAUAAUAUGUCCAUUGAAAGAAAAUGGAUCAAAAAUCAAUGUAACAAAUGAAAAUCGAAAUGAAUAUGUUGAAUUAUUAAUUGAUUUUUAUAUAAAUAAACAUAUAUCAAAACAAUUUGAAGCAUUUUAUUAUGGUUUUCAUAGUGUUUGUUCAUCAAAUGCAUUACUUUUACUUGUACCAGAAGAACUUGAAAUGUUAAUAUGUGGAAUGGAACAAUGUAAUUUAAGUAGUUUAGCUAAAAUAACUAAAUAUGAAAAUUGUGAUCCAAAUGAAGAUUUUAUCAAAUGGUUUUGGCAAGUUGUUGAAGAAAUGUCAUCAGAUAAACAAAGACGUCUAUUAUUAUUUGUUACUGGUAGUGAUCGUAUGCCAAUUGGAGGUUUAAGUGAAAUGACAUUUAAAAUUGCAAAAAUAUCGUCAAAUAAAUGUAACAUUAAUGAUUUGUUACCCAUGUCACAUACAUGUUUCAAUCAAUUACUUUUACCGCCUUAUUCAACUUGUGAAAUUCUUAAAGAAAAAUUAUUUUUGGCUAUUGAAAAUUGUGAAGGUUUUGGAAUUGAAUAA
Messenger RNA from Rotaria sordida, 2541 nucleotides. Lineage: Eukaryota; Metazoa; Rotifera; Eurotatoria; Philodinida; Philodinidae. The record is from the annotation of a GenBank genome assembly.